Molecule: messenger RNA, 2127 nt
Organism: Hylaeus volcanicus
Lineage: Eukaryota; Metazoa; Arthropoda; Insecta; Hymenoptera; Colletidae
Exons: 3
Coding region: 591-1850 (419 amino acids)
Biological process (GO): protein refolding
Cellular component (GO): cytoplasm; cytosol
Molecular function (GO): Hsp70 protein binding
Source: RefSeq, a predicted model, not a curated record
UACGGUCAACUAAUACAUUGGCACGCCGAAAGGCGUCGCCAUUUGUUAAAAUUGGAACGAUACAGAGAAGAUUAGCAUGGCCCCUGCGCAAGGAUGACACGCUCAAAUCGAGAAGUGUAAAAAAUUUUUUUGCUUGUGUGGCGUUAUUUUAAUGCGACUAUUUUUUUUCUACCAUGUGAAUAAGCAAUAUAAACAAAUCAUGUUCGUCGACAUUGACUUAUUGACGUUCAAGUGCAAUUUUUUUUUAAGACUAUUUCAUUUAAACAUACAUGGUGUAACAGAUUCCUUGUGAUGUUACGAGGAUAAGCAGUUUUACUUUCCUCGUUGCGGAAAAGCUGUAAUCUCAUUAGAUGACAUGCCUAAAAACAGUUUCAUUAGUGCCUUGUUUCUAUUAGAAACUGUCACAAAGUCUCUCCCAACAGUGUUUACGGGACACCCUAUGAAGUGUGCAAACAGAAAUUUACCAGUUGCAAAAACCUCAAUUCGUCUAAUAUCAUCUAAAACCCAUUCUAACAUUUUUAUUCCUAUAGACACUUUACAAAGAAGUUUUAAGGAUUUUUCAGUAAUUUCAUAUCAGUUUAAGACAGACAAUGUUCUUCAGCGGUGGUUUUCCUUUUGGAGAUGGUGACACACACAUGCCUUCAAGACAUUCUCGUGAAGUUAACAAUACAAAAUUUUAUCAGGUCUUGGGAGUUGAUCGAAAUGCGUCAGAGUCCGAGAUUAAAAAGGCUUAUCGCAAGUUAGCGGUGAAGCAUCAUCCUGAUAAAGGUGGUGAUCCCGAAAUGUUUAAAGAAAUUUGUCGAGCGUAUGAAGCAUUAAGUGAUAGCGAAAAAAGAAAAUUAUACGAUCAGUAUGGAGAAAAAGGGUUAGAAAAUUCAGGUGCCUCUGAUCCUUCAGACAUUUUUGAUCUUUUCUUUGGAGGUUCAAGAUCCAGACGACCACAAGGUAAAAGAAAAGGAGAAGAUAUUGAUUCUCCUCUUAAAGUAACGUUGGAACAAAUUUAUAAUGGUGCAUCAAGGCGCAUGGCUAUAAGUAAAGAUGUUAUAUGUGAUGUAUGUGAGGGGCAUGGAGGUCCAAAAGACGCCAUAGAAACCUGCUCAAAUUGCAAUGGAACUGGUGUUAAAGUACAAAUACGUCAAAUUGGUCCAGUCAUUCAACAAACACAAGCUCCUUGUCAUAGUUGCCGUAAUGGGAAAGUCAUAUCGGAAAAAAAUAAAUGUAAAAAAUGUUCGGGAGUAGGAACAUGCAAAGAACGUAAAGUUUUAGAAGUUUUUAUUGAAAAGGGAGCACCUGAUGGUCAUCGUGUUGUAUUUUCGGGUGAAGCGGAUGAAAAACCAGAUACUAUUCCCGGUGAUGUUAAGUUUACUCUUCAAUUACAGGAUCAUCCCGUAUUUCGUCGACAACAAAAUAAUUUAAUUAUGAAAAAAACGAUCACACUUUAUGAAGCAUUGACAGGGUAUAAAUUUAUCGUUCAACAUUUAGAUGGACGAAAACUACUUAUUAAAAGUAAUCCUGAAGAAACAAUCGAGCCAGGUUCUAUAAUGGCUAUUCCUUCUGAAGGUCUUCCUGUCUAUAAAAAUCCUUUCGAAAAAGGCAAUUUACUCAUUGAAUUCCGUGUCAAAAUGCCAUUAGGAAAUGAAUUGUUAUUACAGGGAACUGCUUUGAAAGCAACUCUUAAGAAGGUACUACCCACCCCAACGACCAAAAUUGAUGAAAACUCAGCUGAUCUGGAGCAUCAUUUUGUUACCAAAGUCACUGAUGAUAUGCAUUCUGGCUCGCAAGCCAGAGAGUCCUCUUAUGACGAAGAAAACGAUGAAACUGGUCAUAAAGUUCAAUGUAGACAGCAAUAAUAAUUCCAUUACCUUUCAUUUGGAUUCCUUUUGUAUUAUCAAUUUAAAAAAAAGAUGUUUUGCCUUUUUUUAUUUUCUGACUGUUAAAAAGAACAAAAGGCCAUUUAUGUCUGUUCGUUGUUUUUUAUCCCUAUAGUUUAUUUUGAAAAGUUAUCACCUUGUAUACUUUAUAAUAAAAAAUUACGAGGUAUUUCUUGUUAAAGAAAAGUUUUAUAUGUUUUGAAUAUUUGAUUUCUUUAAACUUUUUUAAACAUCAAAAAAAACUUUUUUUGUCGUA